Folsomia candida is the source of this 3238-nucleotide messenger RNA. RefSeq lists its product as uncharacterized. The coding region runs from base 1474 to 2964 and encodes 496 amino acids. NCBI's taxonomy places the organism in Eukaryota, Metazoa, Arthropoda, Collembola, Entomobryomorpha, Isotomidae. The transcript has 7 exons. The record is from RefSeq and is a predicted model, not a curated record.
CUGUCAUGGAAAUAAAAUUGUCGUCUUUGGAAAGAAAGUUAUUGAUUACUUUCUACCAGUUUAGUCCCCACUUCCGGUUUGGGCGGAUGUUGAAUGUGAUUCCCAUUUUUGUCCAGGGUCACUGGUGGGAAUUUAGCUGCAGAUUUCUUGACCUCGUCGAGCAAUUGCUGCUUGUGACACCACAUCAUGUACUGGAAAACUGUGAUUCGAACGUCCUAAAGAUCGAGUGAAUCUCAAAAGACGAAGACUCCUUAAAUAAGAACGAAAUUACUCGUGUCUGUAUUAGAUAAUGAGAUCCUGGGGGCUUUCCUGUCACGGGAUUUAUUACAAAGUUAUGCAGUUAUCUGUUCACGAGGGACAAAGAGCGUCACAAUGUAAAUAUGCAUUUAUUGUUCACAUGGUCGCAUCGUGAAACAUUUACAUUGUGAAUCCGGAUGAUCACGGGUAAAAAUUAUGCAGACUAGUGAAAAUAUGCAGAUGGCUUAGAAUAAUUAAUAAAUGAUAACCAGGUGGGGCGUGCGCAUUCCUUUUAUGUAGGCAGGACAUGAGGCUGGCAUAUGAUUCGACAAAUAAUCAAAUCAUCUCCAUAUGUAAAUAUGCAUGUAUUUGACCGAGCAUAAUUUUCUCGUUGGAAUUAGCAUUUGAUUGAGGUAACGCUACCAACCUGGUUACUAGUAAUCAAACUACAAAAUUAAAGGACAAUACGAGAAGGUCCAGAAAACCUGGCUGUAGAAAGUCAGACUAAUUUGAACUUGAUUUCCUCUGCUCCCCCCAAGAUGGUCAAGAAGAGUUUUUUUGUAGACUGAAAACCGACAGUAAUAUUAUACUUUUGUAGCAACGAAAAAUGCUACAACCCAAAUUUUCUACGUGUGCAAUCCAUCUCUAAGGUUCCAUUUGACCUUAUCAAAGUGGUUAUUUGUAUUUCAAGGCGAUUAAUGACUUUCCAUAUCUUUGUUGCAUACUUUUGCAUAUUAGAAAUCCUUCGGAUCAAAGCAGUCGAUUAUGUGAACAAGAAUGAUAAAUAAUGUGGAUUUUCUGUUAAUUAUCCGCUUUAAUAACUUGCCGCGAUGUAUGUGAAUGUAUUCAAAAAUAUUGUUUCGAAAUUUAUGUCGCCACGCUUUGUUCCACAUGGAUAAUUUUCAUGGAAAUAUGCCAAGCAGGAGACAAAGACGAGCGAGACAAAGAGACCGCGAGCAACAGCUCCGGUUCUAUAAAAAUCAUAUAAUAUUGAGCACGUUGAAAUUUGUAAUCGUGUAAAAGUAAAAAAUAUACAACUUCAAACUUUAUAAUUUACUCAGGAGUAGAAGCCUUGAUUUUUUAGUCUAUAGAUUUUGGACAAUUUGCUUUAUCGAUUGACCGAUAUCUUGACGAAAUUUGUGAGCUAGAGCGGUACAAGACUCGUAGUAGUUAAUAAGCACUCCUUGAAUGAAACAAGUGGAUUGACACCUUUUACUGGCUAUUACUUUGAACGCAAUGGAUUUGGGCAAUAACCAUGACGACCCUAAUCCCCAUUUCGCCCUUAUGCUCCCAGAGAUUGUGGGAAGGAUUGCGACCUUUCUCCCCAAAUCUGACCUCCUCACGUGCACGUUAAUAAACACGGCGUGGGAAACUGAAAUCCGGAAACGUAUCCUGGCUUUAUCGCGUUGGGCCAUCACAGAACAUAUUAUCGCCUGUAGUCAGAACCAUUUAAAAGUUCGAAAAAACUGCCCCAGGAGUAUCGAACUUUUUGAAUUGGAUAAAUACCUCACGGUCGACGCUUUUGUAGAUUUUAUUUCGGAGAACGGUCAUAAAAUCAAAACUUUGGAGACAGGUUUAACUCUACCAAACCCCGCAUGGCCCCGAUAUUUGGAAUCAUUAUCGAAUUCCUUUCCCAAUAUGACUUCUCUCGUGUUAAAUCUAACGCUACGGGAUGACGCUGAGUCAAUUUCUGAAACCCAAUUCCCCCCAGAAACGUAUUCCUUCUCGAAAGUUAAGGAACUCGAAAUCUGCUCGUAUUUCCCGUCCGAUGGUACCCGACCUGGUGAACUAGAUGCCCUCUUCUCCUCAAUAAUACCACAAUUUGCCCCCCUAUUUCCAAAUCUAGUCGCCCUUUCGUUCGCGGACGUUGGUGAUUCCGUCGUGCAAAAUUGUAUCGAUUUAUUCCCAACUUUGACACGUUUGAAGUUUGUAAGCAUGGAAUUAACCGUCCCCCUGAGACAAAAUGUGCUUAAUCUGACGCGGUUAGAAAUAGGUCACUAUUUUCAGAGCAGGACGGGGUUUUCUGCCUUGCUGAAAAUUGCUUCCGCAACUUUGGAAUAUCUGACAUUCUGCGAAGUGCCAAAUCUGGAUCCCCUCCGGAGACCACGUGGUUCCGAAUAUCUCCUUCUUCUUCCCAUUCUGCCGAGAUUAAGGGUUUUCGAAUUUGUGCAAAAUCAGUGCACGGAGAGGGAAAUGUAUCAAAACUCGAACAUGAUACCUGGCCUAUUUCUACAAUUUGUGGGGGUUGACAGCACCACGAAACGAUGGGAAUACAGGGUUCAUCUCCCAGUUCUGGAAACGAUCAGAAUUUUGAGAGCGGAAAUGUCCAGCUGUGAUAAGGCAGAGGAUAGAAUGACCGAGCAGGAAUAUUUUGAAGCGAACGUGUCGUUUUUGUACGAUUUUUUCUUGCACGAAAGUAAUUCGCCUGGUUUGAGUGUAAAACAGUUAGAUGUCCCGUUCCCACCAGGAGACAAGUUUAGACUGGUGACAGUUACGGAGUGUGAGUGCGGGAGGGAAAUCGGUUUAUGUGAGUGUUUCGAAUUUUGGGACAGGGUGGUCGCAGUUUUUCCUAAUUUGGUGAGAUACGCGGCCAUGGGGGGAGCCUGGGAAAGGGCAAGAGCGGCCAAGGUGAAACAGUGGGUCGAUUUAGGGGAGGAGUUAGGUUUUGUGAGGGAAAUUAGGGGGGAAGACGCGGGGAGAAAAGCGGACUUGAAUUUAGGCGACUAGGUAUAUCUCGAGGUGUUAAAAAAAUAAGAAAUUUGUUAGCUAAAUUCGUUGUUCAGAGAUUGGUAAGAAUUUUUAAAACAUUUCUAAGCAAAUAGUUUGGCUUUAAUUUUUAUAUUUUUUUACGCUAUUUAACAAAUUACGAAAACAUGCAUUUUUAUGUAUAUUUAAUUAUAUGUAGUUUAUACAUUAGUAUUUAUCCUACUAUUUACAAACGAAAAUUUUGUACCCGUUAAUUAAUUGAUGAAAUAAAAAUAAUUUUGCUGGUGAAAAAAAA